AUGGCAUCAAUCAAUUCUUCAAUUCUUUGGAAGCACUUUGAAGUGUUGACGUUGACAAAAAAUAUGCGGUUAGAAAGUGCUACAAAUCAAUCAAAUUUGGAAGAAUUGAAAAGGUUUUCCGAUUGGAUUCUUCAGAUUGGAGAAGGGCGUAUUGGGACAAUAAUUAACGAAAAGCUUUUAGUUCAAAUUCCAAAUGAGUUUCUGAUUUUUCCUUCUGAUAAUCCAAUUGAUGAUAUUAUAAAUGCAAUUUAUCCUGACAUAGUUAGAAACUUUGAUGAUACUGGUUUUUUCCAAGACAGAGCCAUAUUAGCUCCAACAGUAGAGAUUGUUGAAGAAAUCAAUGAUCACAUUGUUCAAUUGCUACCUGGGACAGAAAAAGAGUAUCUAAGUGCUGAUUCUAUAUGUGGUAGUGAUGCUUAUUGUGACGUUGAUGUUGAUUGGAUAAAUACUGAGUUUUUGAAUCAAAUAAAAUGUUCAGGGUUACCGAAUCACUCAUUGAAAUUGAAGAAAGGUGUGCCUAUUAUUUUGUUGAGAAAUAUUGAUCCAGCUGGUGGUUUAUGCAAUGGUACUCGCCUUAUUGUUAGAGAUCUAGGAACAAAUGUGAUUGGAGCUGAGAUUGUCUCAGGGAGUCACAUUGGAGAUAAAACAUGUGCUGCAAAUGCAAAUGAAAAAGGUGACAAGGCUUCCUUGAUUCCUCACUCCAGACGGCCUGCACUCCCCUCUCUGCAAAUACCCCCAUAG
Arachis duranensis is the source of this 741-nucleotide messenger RNA. RefSeq lists its product as uncharacterized. Bases 1 to 741 code for a protein of 246 amino acids. The transcript is spliced from 2 exons. Lineage: Eukaryota; Viridiplantae; Streptophyta; Magnoliopsida; Fabales; Fabaceae. Gene Ontology annotation, biological process: telomere maintenance; DNA repair. Gene Ontology annotation, molecular function: DNA helicase activity. The record is from RefSeq and is a predicted model, not a curated record.